CAUUACCAAUCUCUGCUUUUCCUACUUCGCUCCCAUCGAUCUUCUCUAUUCACUAUCCUGCCCCAAGUAUCUUUCAGCAGCUUCCAGGUCAUUCACAAUUUCAUCCGCAGAACCAUAUUGCUGCAUCCAACACUUCAUAAUGAUCGCCCUACAAGCAUUAUCAUCUUGUGGAAAGUCCUUCUUUUCAAACCUCUCCGCAACCCUCUCACGCCAGUCCUCCGACCCAUCUACGAUAUCCGGAUACACCGCAUAGCCCAUCAUAAUGAAAUAUAUUGUACAACCAAGUGCAAAUAACUCGGUAUAAACAUCAGAGCUAAGACCUGUCCUUGGAAACGCAAAUCGAGUAGGCUCCCCACUCCACCCAUCCAACAACACCUUUCCGUCUUCCCCUAAUAAUUUGCCUUGGAAAUCCGCGAGUUUGAUAUGCAGUUUGUCGUCGAGAAGAAUGUUUGUAGGCUGAAUAUCGCAAUGCAGUAUGUAUCGAGUGUGGAUAUACGCGACUGCCUCGGCCGUCUCUCUGCACCAGACCACUCGCUGCAAAGUUGAAAUUGACGAAGAGGGGAUGCCAGAGUCGAGCAGAUAAUUAGCUACAGUACCGUUCGUGGCACGCUCUAGAUAGAUUCCCGUGUCCGAGACCCUUUUUAGAGUUAUAAUUCUGGGAUGGGGACAAAUCACUUCAAGAAUUUUUUGCUCGAUUUUGAGGCGUUCCAUGUCGCCACCGGGGGCGAGAGGGUAUUUGAAAACGGUAGUCUCAUUAACAUCUCCAACCCACGCGCUACUUCCCGAGGCGAGAACCUGUUUGACUCCAGGAGGAUAGUACUGGUGAUAAGUGGUUAUGAUUGGCUCGCUCGACAUUGCUGGGUUUAUCUUGACAAUAGGUGGGUGGUAAGGGGUAGAAGCUGACUUGUUCCACGGGAAGGAAGACCAAGGCAAUGGUCACAACAGGUACGUGACAAUACUUAUUAGUAGAGGGAGCAUGGAGCCAAUUAAAUUAUUACUUUUUGUUGAUGGAUAAAGAUCAACCUUGAUACACGCACUUUUCUGAAUUUAAAUUGUCUUCCUCAUAGGUCCCGCUUAAAUUCCUGUCCUUAUAUCCUACUCAUAUCCUACCCUCAGACUCCCCCUCCCCACCGGGGAUUAUUUUACAUCAAACAAUCUCCCUUCACUCAACAAUAAAAUCCUUCACCAGACAAUCAUCCCACACUAAACAAUCAACGAUCAUGUUUUCCAACAUAAAGCCACUUCACCCUCGUUUAUACUCUCAAUAAAACUCUGCCCUAACCGCCAAAAUCACCAACAUCUGAACUGCUUAUGAAAUUGGAGUUGGAAAAUCGAAAGCUGAAGUUGGAAGUCGAAAAUGUACGAAGCCAGCAUGAAAACUACUAUGAAAUUGUGGAGGCCUCGAAGGCUUUCGCGCAGAAGACUAUACUAGCAAUACAACAUAUCCAAACAGCUGGGGCGAUAAUGGAGAAGGCAAAGAACACAGCAAAUCAACCUUGGGCCCACAAGAUGGACGAACGAAAUUGGAUUUAGAAAGUAAUCAACGGCUCAUAUCUACCCCGCUUCAAUGGCCUCUCACCAUGAAUCUGUGAUGUCAUACUUCUCUUUGAAUUUCCAAAGACGCAAUUGAGACCCUGAUCUCUCACUAGUGCUUCUAUUUUGUAAGGACAGUUACUUAUACUCCAAAGCCGGCUUGUCAUCCUGUCGAGUUUGAUAUUUAUCUCAUUAGCGUGUCGUGAAAGAAAAUGGAAGACAGAAUCGCUCCCCAUUAGCGAUGUCGGUAUAGUCCCCGAACGGGGGGAACUGUGCCACUUAUUUUAUCCGGGAAAAAAAAGGCCGGCCAAAGUGCCAAAAUCCGCCCCGGAUUGUCGAUCCCCCCGGAAUGCUGCCCCGAAGAUUCCCUGUCAUGAUUGUAUAAGUACCCUGCUACCCUACCUAUUAUUGAGUACAUUUUACACUCUUCAUUGCUUCUAUCAUGAUAUUCCAGUAUGUAAUGAUUUGUUACCCCUUUGCACUCAAUCCGCUAAUCAGUUCUCACAAGUUGGCCAAAUGACAUGGUUUUGUUCCACCAUUUCAAUGGUUCUCGUACCAACGGCAUAUUUCCAGGAACACUUGUACACAGUCAUGUCCUACAUGAGUUCCAGCAUUACACCACCAUGUUCCAUGCCCAGGGAACAGUCCUCUCAUUCAGUGCUGGUAGGCACUAUCUUGGUCAAAAAUCUACACAUGACAUUCUUUCCAAUGCCGAAGCAGUCGAGUGCUUUUUGCGUUGGUUAUACUCUAAGCAUCUCAGCAAUGGGCACAAGUACCCAGGCAUUAAGGCAUUGAUUAUGUUAGGUCGUGUUGCAUUAGAUGUCACAUGUCCGCAGUUGUUCGACGAUGUGCUUGAUGCUAUCGAAGCGUGUGGUGAACUUUCGUCACCAACCAUUUACGAAUGGGCCGUAGCUAAUUGUUCCUCUGGGUACCAUGAGCCACUCUUGAAAUAUGUGGCUCACAGAGCAACCGCCAACUCUAUACCACCAACGGUGCUUACCAGCUGCAUAUUAUGGCCGGAUAGCGAAUGCUUGGAUCGCGACGGUACUCUUCGGCAGUGGGGAAACAAGCCUUUUAGCUUUUCUUGGAUGUUGGAUAGCAUUAUCGCAGUGAUAGACAGUCAGUCUAUCAGGCUGCUAGCGAAACAAUAUCAUGUAAGUUCUUUGCUGUAUCCCAGGGAUUAGUACUAAUAUCUGAAGUGCCCGUAUUCAAUUUCCUUCAACUUCCGUUAGAAAUACGAAACAUGAUUUACUCCUAUGUCCUUGUCGCGGGUGUUCCACUUAAACCAGGAAAGGAGAAGUUCCGUACACCAUGCGACAAGUCCUGUACUUCAUUACUCCAAGUCAAUAAGCAGAUCAGCCUCGAGGCACGCCCUGUGUUCUAUACUAAUGAUUUUCAAAUUGACCCUCUUUACGGCGCAGAAUUAUUACCAAUUAUAAACUCUGUUGGAAACGAAUUAACUAUCAACGUUCAUCCAUCAGUACAUUGGAAACGCGGCGUCCUCGAAACUCUCGUGACAUCGAGUCGACUCAAAAAGCUCCAUCUACGCUUCUAUCUCCCGUCUGGUUUAUUCGGGGCUACUCCUUCUGAUGACCACGCAGAAGUGUUGCAGCCAAUGAAGUCGGGACUUGGUCGGGAUUAUGUAAAAUAUAUUUCCGCUAAUGCUCCAUUCUACGAGCACUUGAUCCGCCUUCCUGGAUUUGACCAGAUUCUGCAACUUCGGGGUUUGACGCACAUUACCUGCGAGUUCAGUCCUAGUUUUCUCAGGACUAAGCGGUACGACAUACAGAAGUAUCUUACACGCGAACUCACCCAACCGCGAAUUAUUGGGCCAAUACUGAUAAAAGCACCGGAUCCUCAGUACGCCCGAGUUCAUGAACAUCCUACGAGACAUUAUCCCGCUUUCGGGGACGGAACACAGGUGUUAUGGUGUGAUUUGUAGUUUUUUUAUUGUGUUGCUUAAUUGGGAUGGAUUGCCAAGGCUUUGGGCCCGCUCUGAUUGGCGGGGUUUAAAUUAGCGAGCCCCCCUUUUUAUUCUAGACGUACCAGCGAUUAUUCUCAAUAGAUAGCUAAGUUACUUCAAAGACGGAA
Hymenoscyphus albidus is the source of this 3624-nucleotide messenger RNA. NCBI's taxonomy places the organism in Eukaryota, Fungi, Ascomycota, Leotiomycetes, Helotiales, Helotiaceae. The record is from the annotation of a GenBank genome assembly.